AUGACGACUCACCUGGAUAAAGCACUGAAGCAUCUGUCCAUUGAGGAAGAAGACGAACCUUUUGUUCUUCCAGAUAGGCCGGAGUUCUAUGCGACAGAGAGGAAUGAGCUGAGUUUAAUAGGGCGUCUCCUCAACCCUAGGUGUCAAAGGAUGUCGGAUCUAAUCCUUGACAUGCCCCGCAAGUGGAAGCUGUACAAUAGGGUGAGAGGAGUUGCUCUGUCUAACGAAAGGUUCCAGUUUAUCUUUAAGUAUGAGCAGGAUCUUCUUGAUGUUCUAAGCAAGGUCCAUACAAGUAGCAACUGGUCGAUUGUCCUGGAGAGGUGGACUGAGAAACCACCGGCUGACUAUCUGCAGUAUCUACGGGUUUGGGUACAGAUGAGAAACAUACCGGUGAACCACUACACGCCGGGAACGAUUAUGGCGAUGGGAGAAUUUGCGGGUCAAGUUAUUGACGUGCCCUAUGAUCCAGAAAAGGCCCAGAUCAAAGACUAUGUGAGAGUGUUUGUGAAGUUUGAUGUCUCGAAGCCUUUGAGAAGGUCGAAGAGACUUACUCUUCCUGGCGGGGAGGUAGUAAACAUACUGUAUGACUAUGAAAGGCUGCAAAAAAGAUGUUACACUUGCCAGAGGUUAACUCACGAACAAUCUGUGUGUCCAUGGGUUAGCAAAGACAAGGAAGUACAAACGAAGGGGUCCUGUUCUUCGGCAGAAAGUAAGAAUACGGAAGUUCUGCUGACCUUGGAGGAGACAGAUCCUCUUCAUGGAGUUAUUGAGAGCAAGCAUCUGGGCUUGGAUCCUGUCUCUGGUCGACCGAAGAUUGCGAAGGAGGUUCUGGAUGGAAUGAGACAAUACCUCUUAGCAGCAGAUGGUCAGGAGAAACAGGCGAGAGAAGAAAGAGUGAAAAAAUCCCUGGAAGAUCUUGAUGAUGAUAUUAUUGGUCAGAAAGUUUAUCUUAGGUUGGAGCAGGUCCCAACGCUAUCAUCGAACUUAGAUAAAGGAAAAGGAACUGUCUUUGACUUCAGUGCGCAGGCAACACCAAAUCCAGCACAAGGGAAGCUAAUGGCCAGUGCCAUAGUGGCUGGCUCUAAAACUCUGCAAUCGGGGAAAAUUCUUUCCUUACCUCCAACUAUACAGGGGCCUGGAGGAUCUUCUCAGUCAGAAUUUUUGAUGGAAAGUUCAACGGGUUAUAGUAUUGGUAUCUCUGAUACUAGCAUUUCCGGGACUACUCCAAAGAAAGCUAAACAGAGAAAGAGACCGGGUACCUAUACGAGGAAAGCAGCUGGAAAGAGGGUGGCUAAGGUACCGACCGAUGGAGAGAAAAUGGUGGGUGAAGGGAUAAUUUCAGAUGGAAAGAGGAAAGCACAAGAAGAUGUCGAGCCAUCUCAAAGCUCUGCAAGGUUUAAGAAACCAUUGGUGGUCCCAAAUGAGGGACCGUCCAGUAUCUAA
Raphanus sativus (radish) is the source of this 1443-nucleotide messenger RNA. RefSeq lists its product as uncharacterized. The coding region runs from base 1 to 1443 and encodes 480 amino acids. The transcript has a single exon. The record is from RefSeq and is a predicted model, not a curated record. Lineage: Eukaryota; Viridiplantae; Streptophyta; Magnoliopsida; Brassicales; Brassicaceae.